GGGGCGGGCCCCGCCCCCGCCACAGGUCCAAUCCCUCGUCGGAGGCCGGUUACACCUGCUGCCAAGCGCCAUCGAUGCCCCUUUCCGGGCUGCAACAAAGCCUAUUACAAGUCGUCACAUCUGAAGUCCCACCAGCGCACCCACACGGGUGAGCGCCCUUUCUCCUGCGACUGGCUCGACUGCGACAAGAAGUUCACGCGCUCCGACGAGCUGGCCCGCCACUACAGGACGCACACGGGCGAAAAGCGCUUCUCCUGCCCCCUCUGCCCCAAGCAGUUCUCCCGGAGCGACCAUCUGACCAAGCACGCUCGUCGCCACCCAGCCUAUCAUCCCGACAUGAUCGAGUACCGCGGGCGCCGUCGUACUCCCCGUGUCGACCCCCAACCCACCAGCUUGGUGGACAGCUCCGCCUCCGUCGCCGGCCAGGACCCCAUCCUCACCGCCUGCCUGUCUGACAGUCAUUGCUGUUAG
Suricata suricatta (meerkat) is the source of this 471-nucleotide messenger RNA. RefSeq names its product Kruppel like factor 14 (gene KLF14). The annotation marks the transcript as partial. Lineage: Eukaryota; Metazoa; Chordata; Mammalia; Carnivora; Herpestidae. The transcript has a single exon. The record is from RefSeq and is a predicted model, not a curated record. Gene Ontology annotation, biological process: regulation of transcription by RNA polymerase II. Gene Ontology annotation, molecular function: DNA-binding transcription factor activity, RNA polymerase II-specific; RNA polymerase II cis-regulatory region sequence-specific DNA binding.